AUGUCAAAAGUACUCUUCACUGUCAUUGAGGACGAAAAACUUGUGGAAAUGGUAGCUAAAUUCAAUUGUUUGUAUGAUUUGGGUCAUAAACUCUACAAAAAUCAGACGAUCAAGGAUAAUGCUUGGAAAGAGGUAGCUGAACAAGUAAAAAGAUCUGUAGAGGAUUGUAAAAAAAGGUGGAGGAACAUCAAGGACACGUACCUUAAAAGGGUUAAGAAAGGAAUGGGAACUGGAUCAUCUGCCUUAAGUAAACCUAAGCAUUGGCCAUUAGCUGAUAUGCUGACGUUUCUUGGAAAAGCUGAUUACAAGCGAGAUAGCAUAUCAAAUAUUGAGUGUGGCGAGGAAGGUGGAGAAGAUGAUUCGAGUACAGAAAUAAACGACGACUUGCAGGUACCAUCAGAGGAAAUUAAUAAUCAGUCGAUUUGUUCAAUCGGCGAAAAUUCCAAUGAAGACGCAACUCUACAAACUUCGAAGUCGCAAAAACCACUAAAAAGCAAGCGUCAAAAAUAUAAUGAAAAAGUUAUACAGCUUCUAGAAGAUAGGCGUAUUGAGAGAAAUGACAUCAUGAGGAAUAUGGCUCAAAAUCGUGAAGAUGAGAUCGAUUUAUUUUUCAAAAGUAUCGCGAUGUCUGUCAAAAAACUUAAUCCAGCAUUGAUCAAUGAAGCAAAAAUGAAGUCGCUUCAAAUGGUAUUUGAAUUAGAAACACGCAAUACAUUCGUAAAUUUACCACAAUAUUCACCGGCGCCAAGUACAAGUUUCUCAUCACAGUCAUUGGAAAGUGUGGACGUGAGUGCUUACGGAAAUGUAAACGAAGUCAAUCAUUAUGAGCCUAAUUACGAACAAUUAUAG
Messenger RNA from Melanaphis sacchari, 849 nucleotides. RefSeq lists its product as uncharacterized. The record is from RefSeq and is a predicted model, not a curated record. The coding region runs from base 1 to 849 and encodes 282 amino acids. Lineage: Eukaryota; Metazoa; Arthropoda; Insecta; Hemiptera; Aphididae. Gene Ontology annotation, biological process: regulation of transcription by RNA polymerase II. Gene Ontology annotation, molecular function: DNA binding. Gene Ontology annotation, cellular component: transcription regulator complex; nucleus. The transcript is spliced from 3 exons.